UACUCCAAAACAUUAGAUUAGUCCUGCUAUUGUUUUUGUGCAAAGAAAGGUUAUGUUGACUAUCAAUUAAUGAAGUUUAAUCAAACCUCUAUAAAACUGUUACACUACCUUCAGAGGCAUCAAAAACUUCACUUACUCCAAAGUCUCUUCUUAAAAGAAGGAAAGAAAAUGGUUGUGAGUGAGAUGGAGAAGAAAGCAGAACUUAUCUUCAUUCCCUCACCAGAUAUUGGCCACUUAGUUUCAUCACUUGAAUUUGCAAAACUCUUAAUCAACACUCACAACAAUAUUUUCAUCACAGUCCUUUGCAUCAAAUUUCCACAUACACCAUUUUCAGAUUCAUACAUCAAAUCAGUUUUAAACUUACAACCUCAAAUCAAACUCAUUGAUCUUCCUCAAGUUGAAUCACCACCAAAAGAACUAUUGAUAUCACCACCAUGCUACAUCAAAGCACUUAUGCACACCCUCACACCUCAUGUAAAAUCAACCAUUCAAACCAUUUUAUCAUCUCAUUCAAACCAUGUUGUUGGUUUAGUCCUAGAUUUAUUUUGUCUUUCAAUGAUUGAUGUUGGAAAUGAACUUGGUAUCCCUUCUUAUUUGUUCCUAACAUCAAAUGUUGGAUUUUUAGGAUUCAUGCUUUCCCUUCAAAACCGUCGAGUAGACGACGUGUUCAAUGAUUAUGAUCCUGAGUUGUUGAUUCCUGGUUUUACAAAUUUAGUACCUUCUAGUGUUUUACCUAAUGCUGCUUAUAGCAAAGAUGGUGGUUAUGAAGCCUAUUACAACCUUGCUCGGAGAAUCAACGACACCAAAGGAAUUAUUGUUAAUACCUUUUCAGAUUUGGAACAAUAUUCUAUUGAUGCAUUAUAUGAUCAUGAUGAAAAAAUCCCUCCUAUCUAUGCUGUUGGUCCUUUGUUAGAUCUUAAAGGUCAACCUAACCCUAAGUUAGAUCAAUCUCAACUUGAUCUUAUAUUGAGAUGGCUAGAUAAGCAGCCAAAUAAAUCAGUUGUUUUUCUAUGUUUUGGAAGCAUGGGAGUUAGCUUUGGUCCAUCUCAAAUAAGAGAAAUAGCAUUGGGACUUAAGCAUAGUGGAGUUAGGUUUUUGUGGGCUAUGAAAUCUCCACCAAGAACUAACAAUUAUGAAGAGAAAAGAUUACCAGAAGGGUUUUUAGAAUGGAUGGAAUUGGAAGGUAAGGGAAUGAUAUGUGGAUGGGCACCACAAGUUGAGGUUUUGGCACAUAAGGCUAUUGGUGGAUUUGUUUCACAUUGUGGAUGGAAUUCUAUUUUGGAAAGUAUGUGGUUUGGUGUACCAAUAUUGACAUGGCCUAUUUAUGCAGAACAACAGCUUAAUGCUUUUAGGAUGGUGAAGGAAUUGGGAUUAGCAGUGGAGUUGAGAGUGGAUUAUAGAAUAGGGAGUAAAGAAAUUGUUAUGGCUGAGGAGAUUGAGAAAGGGUUGAAGAAUUUGAUGGAGAAAGAGAAUAUUUUGCUUAAGAAAGUUCAAGAGAUGGCUAGGAAUGCUGUUCUUUGUGGUGGGUCUUCUUUCAUUUCUGUUGGGAAACUUAUUAAUAUUAUGAUAGGAAGCAACUAAUAGUAAUUUAUUGUUUUACUUUAAAGAUGUAGUUUCUCUUAUAGAAUCAAUGAAUAAAAAAGUUAUAUCAUGUAUGA
Molecule: messenger RNA, 1658 nt
Organism: Medicago truncatula (barrel medic)
Lineage: Eukaryota; Viridiplantae; Streptophyta; Magnoliopsida; Fabales; Fabaceae
Product: UDP-glycosyltransferase 71K1
Exons: 1
Coding region: 70-1581 (503 amino acids)
Molecular function (GO): UDP-glucosyltransferase activity
Source: RefSeq, a predicted model, not a curated record